Molecule: messenger RNA, 339 nt
Organism: Morchella importuna
Lineage: Eukaryota; Fungi; Ascomycota; Pezizomycetes; Pezizales; Morchellaceae
Exons: 2
Coding region: 1-339 (112 amino acids)
Source: RefSeq, a predicted model, not a curated record
AUGGCUCCGUUACACCUAGGGCCGUAUGGCUUGACUGGUAGAACAGACUCCACUUGGCCCUCGCCUAAGAGGAAGUUAGACAAUAUCGACGCCUCUGGCUCCGUACUAGCAUCCAAGUGGAAGACUCUUUGGAAAGCCAUGAGGGCUGAUAUCCACAAGGCACAAGUACGGCAGAAGAAAUGGUAUGACCAGAAGCAUAUGAAGGCUCCGGAACUGAAAGCUGGGGAUAAUGUGAUGCUGGGCAGACGCAACAUCAUAACCAAGUGGCCUUCAAACAAACUAGACCAGAAGAAACUGGGUCCGUUUGAGGUUGUAGAGAAACUUGGCGUCGCGUCCUAA